AUGCCCACAGACGCCGACACCUUGGUCGAAAUGGGAUUCCCUCUUCACAGAGCACAAAGAGCUCUUGCUAAGACAGGCUAUAAAGGUGUACAACUGGCAAUGGAUUGGCUGUUUGCACAUGAUGGCGACCCUGACAUAGACGAACCAUUUGAAGCACCUAAAGGUCACAUACUCAGUGAAGAACCUUCCAGUGACUCUGCAGCAGUGGCAAGUGAAGCCACUCCAGAUGAAGCUGUAGACAAUGGAGAUGGUGAAACAGUUUUGCAGGCAAAGUCAUUGAAAUGUGAUGAAUGUGGGAAAAUCCUGAGGAAUGAGAUGGAAGUUCAGACCCACGCGGCCAGAACACAGCAUGCAAGCUUCUCGGAGAGUACAGAGGAAAUUAAGCCACUCACAGAGGAAGAGAAGAAAGAGCAGAUGGCAAA
Molecule: messenger RNA, 422 nt
Organism: Candidula unifasciata
Lineage: Eukaryota; Metazoa; Mollusca; Gastropoda; Stylommatophora; Geomitridae
Source: the annotation of a GenBank genome assembly